Molecule: messenger RNA, 633 nt
Organism: Diaporthe amygdali
Lineage: Eukaryota; Fungi; Ascomycota; Sordariomycetes; Diaporthales; Diaporthaceae
Exons: 2
Coding region: 1-633 (210 amino acids)
Source: RefSeq, a predicted model, not a curated record
AUGAGCAGCAUCAUCAUGGCUGUAGGUGUCUGGGUCAUCGUAUGCGGCGUCGUCUCCAUGGGGGUUCAACUCGGCGUCGGUAUUCAAGACGUGCUAUUCGUUAUCAGCGACCUAGGCCCGAAUGCUAAACAAGAAGGACCAAAAUGGGUAGUGUACGGUGUACUGCCGGACGUACUGAGCUGUGUCUGCGAUUUUGUUGUUUUCGCCCUCCCAUUAAAGUCACUAUGGGGGCUGCAGAUGCGAAAUCGAAAACGAAAGAUCCGAUUGAUCUUCACUUUCACAGUGGGCUUUAUUGCCUGCGUCCUGUCUCUUCUACGAAUCCUCGCUUGGAAGCUACCGGGUUAUAUCAAUGAAGCCCCCGAAGACACAUAUAUCCGAAGAGACGCAUUUGAACUUCUAUACCCUAUCGAGAUUACGUUCGGAAUUCUUGGUGCUUGCCUCCCGAUGCUGCGACCUAUAUUUCACCGUAAGGAGUACGGGAGCAGAUCGAGUGGGAACAGCUAUGCGAUGGGGCCGGUCCGGAACGCAGGCUCGCGAACCGCACUCACCCAGGACUCAGUCUAUGGUAACAACAACAGUUCACAUAGCAAGAGGCCUUCAGUUGGCCUUGAUGAGGAAGAAGCAACGUGGUAA